This is a messenger RNA of Trypanosoma theileri, 1005 nucleotides long. RefSeq names its product putative nucleoside diphosphate kinase. The record is from RefSeq and is a predicted model, not a curated record. The transcript has a single exon. Bases 1 to 1005 code for a protein of 334 amino acids. Gene Ontology annotation, cellular component: centrosome. Lineage: Eukaryota; Euglenozoa; Kinetoplastea; Trypanosomatida; Trypanosomatidae.
AUGACAACUCUUUCUCGUUAUGCUUUUAAGGUAGAUUACUAUGAUCCCCAAGCGAAUCUUACCCGUCAAUAUCUUCUUCUUUACUAUACAGAAGAUGGUACAGUUGAAAUGCAUGAUUUAAAGACCAAACGGGUAUUUCUAAAGAGGUGUGCAUACAGUUCUUUAACAGUUAAUGAACUGUUUAUUGGAGCCACCGUAAGUAUUUUUUCACGAUCUUUGAAACUUGUUGACUAUGGAGAUGAAAUGACACGACGUCAUUUUUCAACAGCUAUGGGUGAGCUCAUUUUGAUAAUAACUGAAAAUGGUCUUCCUAAUGCUGGGAACAUAAUAGACAAAAUGAUUGCAAAAGAGUUAAGAAUAUCAAAUGUUAGACUUGUGGAAUUUCCUGAAAAAAUAUCUUCUCAAUUUGGUAUUUCAAAACGAUGUAUUAUUUUACAAGUUAAAGGAUCAGAUGCUUUGGAAAAAGCAAAAAUUUUAAAUGAAAUGUUUUCAGAUACAACUGCAGUUAUAUCAGAUCCCACAGAUGUUAGCACUAUUUCUAGUGUGGCUUUCGCUCCUGGUAAAACUACUGCAGUAAUGAAAAAUUCUUCAAUUUGUGUUAUUAAACCUCAUGCCAUCACAAGUGGUUAUCAGGGAGCUAUUUUACAACGUCUUAUUGAUGAAGGAUUUUAUAUCAGUGCUUUGGGUAUGUAUUCGUUAUCUCUAGCAGAUGCGGAAGAUUUUCUUGAAGUGUACAAUGGUGUUGUACCAGAGUAUCAAAGACUUGUAGAACAAAUGUCCAGUGGACCUUGUUGGGUUGUAGAAGUUUGUGCUGAAAAUGCAGUUUCAGCUCUUCGAGCCGUAUGUGGUCCACAUGAUCCUGAAGUGUGUCAUGUACUUUUUCCUCACACAAUUCGGUCAAAAUAUGGUGUUGACCGUGCCCGAAAUGCGGUGCAUUGUACGGAUUUAGAAGAAGAUGCACCAUUGGAAUCUGAGUUUUUCUUUUCUCUUCUGCAGAAUCUUUAA